This is a messenger RNA of Dromiciops gliroides (monito del monte), 1232 nucleotides long. Its product is annotated as tryptase-like. Lineage: Eukaryota; Metazoa; Chordata; Mammalia; Microbiotheria; Microbiotheriidae. The transcript has 6 exons. Gene Ontology annotation, molecular function: serine-type endopeptidase activity. Bases 46 to 906 code for a protein of 286 amino acids. Gene Ontology annotation, biological process: proteolysis. The record is from RefSeq and is a predicted model, not a curated record.
GUACGGUGCUGACUGAGGGGGAGGAGAGAGCAGAAGGAACUGGCCAUGGAGCUGUUUCUAUUGUUCCUGACUCUUCCUCUUCUGGGGACCUCAGUCCCUAUGCCCCAAGGACUACGGGGUCUUCUUCCACCACCGUAUCUCUCUCAGAGGGAGAGGGCUGGCAUCGUUGGAGGUGAGGAAGCCCGAAAGAAGGACUGGCCGUGGCAGGUCAGCCUGAGGGAGCAGGAGAAUAUGGAAGGAGAGGUGUUUUGGACACAUAUCUGUGGUGGCUCACUUAUCCAAUCUGAGUGGAUAUUGACUGCAGCGUCCUGCUUUUCCAGUGUGGAAGAGGAACCUUCAAGCUACAGGGUCCAACUGAGGGAACAACAUCUGUACUAUGAAGACAAGUUGCUGUCCCCAUCCAAGAUUGUGGUACACUCCAAUUUCACCUUUGAAAAUGAGGGUGCUAAUAUUGCCCUGCUAAAGCUGAAGGAACCUGUCCAUUUUUCCAGCCAAGUCCAGCCUAUCAAGCUUCCUGCUCCCUCACAGAACUUCUCCAACUCAGAAUGCUGGGUGACUGGCUGGGGGAAUACCAAUAUUAGAGAUGAGCUGCCCCCACCAUUCACCUUGAGGCAAGUGCAGGUCCCUGUUUUGGACCACCGUGACUGUGACCAGCUUUACCACAAGGGUUCUACCACUGAUGGGUCUGUCAGGAUCAUUCUCGAAGACAUGCUAUGUGCUGGCAUAGAAGAUCAGGACAUCUGUAAAGGUGACUAUGGAUCAGCACUUGCCUGUAAGGUGGAAGACUCUUGGAUUCAGGCUGGGGUGGCCAGCUCAUCAGAAACCUGCGGCUUUCAUCCCAAUCGCCCUGGAAUCUACACGGAAGUCUCAAAAUAUUUGGAUUGGAUCCAGGAGAUCAUUCAUUGAGUGAUCUUUUGACUCAGUUUCUCCUCUCUGCCUUCCUAGUAUAAGGCUCUGUAUCUACUGUAAAACCAAUCAAAACUUCCUUGAUUUUUUCCUAUUCUUCCUGACCCAUACUCCCUCCCAAACUCUUCCCUGUUGCUAGUUCCAUGCGUGAUCUCAAGCAAAUCCCUUCCUAGAUGUGGUCCCCAGUUUCCUUCUCUGUAAACUGGGUUGUGGGGGUUUGGGCUCUGACAUUAUAUGCUUUAGGGAGCCCGUUCAACUUGGGCAUAGGGUGAAAGUUGAAUGGGAAUGAUUUGUUGGGGAAAGGAGAGGGGGAAGUUGGUUGGUCU